UUCAUCACUUAACUCUUAGAGAGUUAACCUUAGGCAGGACAAUUUUUUGCAGUGUAAGCCGAUUUCUAGAUUUUCUCCAAUUUCAAAUCAAAACACCAGCUUUAAUUAAAACCAAGCAUGCGCUCGAACCAGUUCCUCUGCUUCAUUAACAUUUUAACUGGCUUAGAGCUGAGGCAAAACAGUCAUUUGUUUACCACAUAAAACUUGUUUGGAAAUAUUUAAAUCGCGUAACAAAUUAGUACCACGCGAACGCUAACUGUGAUAACAACAUUUUUUACCAGCUCAUUAAUUGCCGUUAAGGAGUGCCAGAGAAGUAUAAACAUUGAAAACAGAAAAUGCCCAGACCUUUUUCACGCGAAUGUCUCAGUGCGCACGAUCAACAAGUACUCGAUUCCAUUUUCAACCCGCUCGAACUCACCUCGAGUGCGCCGCAAACCAUUGCAUCAGACGCAGCAGCUGAAUUGGUGGACAUAGAGCAGGACAGCGAAGCAGUGCAGCAAUCAAAAGCGCUGGAAGUGUGUGCCAUUAAAUUAGCGGAGGAGGGCAAAUUGUCCGAGGCGCUGCAAGCUUUCGAGCAGGCUCUCGGUGUGGCACCAGCACGUGCUUCCGUUUAUAAUAACCGCGCACAAGCGCUACGCCUCUCUGGCAGGGAUGAAGAAGCGCUCACCGAUCUCAACCAAGCUCUUGAGCUGUGUGCCGCACAACCCCGCACCAAAUGUACCGCGCUCUGUCAACGAGGCGUUCUUUAUAGAAAACAAAACAAUUUAGAUGCAGCGCGUAGAGACUUCGAAGAUGCCGCCGAAUUGGGUAGUGAAUUCGCCAAGUCCCAGCUGGUCGAGAUCAAUCCUUUUGCGGCACUUUGCAAUCAGAUGUUGCGUCAGGCAUUCGAUCAAUUGAAGUAGAAUUUAUUGGUUCAGCGGCAGUUGGAGAAUUUCGAAUAUUCGAAAAUACAAAUAAAUAUGUUUAAAUAUGUUUACCAAUAUAUACUUCAGCAAGAAGAAGCACAAAAUGAAGAAAUUAACUAUUUUAAUUACAUAAUGCGAGUGUUUAAACAGAAGCAAAUUAAA
Ceratitis capitata (Mediterranean fruit fly) is the source of this 1067-nucleotide messenger RNA. RefSeq names its product tetratricopeptide repeat protein 36 homolog. NCBI's taxonomy places the organism in Eukaryota, Metazoa, Arthropoda, Insecta, Diptera, Tephritidae. Gene Ontology annotation, biological process: cilium assembly. The transcript has 3 exons. Gene Ontology annotation, molecular function: protein binding. The record is from RefSeq and is a predicted model, not a curated record. The coding region runs from base 336 to 902 and encodes 188 amino acids.